Molecule: messenger RNA, 2490 nt
Organism: Jaminaea rosea
Lineage: Eukaryota; Fungi; Basidiomycota; Exobasidiomycetes; Microstromatales
Exons: 2
Coding region: 5-2101 (698 amino acids)
Source: RefSeq, a predicted model, not a curated record
CAGCAUGGCCCUCUCACGUCCUCGUGAGCACCAGAUUGGCGGUGGUCAUCACUAUGCUCAGUCAGCUUCGUCGUCCUCGCAUCAUGGCCAUCACCAUCAUCAUCACCACCAUCGAAGCAAGCCUCGUAGGACUAUCCAGGCCCAAGGUGGAGGGCCGUUGCGCCAGCUUCAGGAUCAGUAUGAGGAGGCUAUGGCCCUUGGCGGCGGCAGCUCAAGAGAUGCCAGCGAGGAGGACAACGACAACUUCUCCGAGCACAGCGACUCUGCCUCGUCAAUGCACCAUCAGCGCCAGCAGCAGAAUCGAUCGCUUCCUAGUGCAAGUCACACAUCGUCGCUACACACUGUCCUCUCCGCCUCGCCCUCGUCGGCCUCGUCCUGCUCCUCUUCCUCAGCAGUAGGCAAGCCGCAGGAUGUCUCAGGACAGGUCAUGAAUACGCUUCCCACUACGGCGAGGGAUCGAGUGCUGAUGGACUCAAGAGGGCAUGCCUACCAGACACAAGGCUCCCAUCAGCAGGCAGGACAAAUGCGCAAGGCUUCAUCAGGCUCAUCGGCUGCAGCCAACACAGAGUCUCUCUCCUCGCCCUCGGUAGGCGGGCCGUCCUCUUCCUCUGCGUCCUUUGCUGCCCCUCACGCCGUACUACCGCCAUCCUCAACAACCAGUACACGCAGAGGCAAUCCUUCAGCUCCAGGCAGCAGUGGUGUCCCCCAUACAUUAGCUCAAGCAUCGGCCGCCCUCUCCUCCUCUUCCUCCACCGACCUAAGCAUGUACGGCGGGGAUGACGAAGCUGCAGGAGAAGACGACAAUGAGGAAGUAGGAUUUCGCUCAACGCUCGACGCACGCGCCCCUUCGCUCACUCUCGGCCAGCUAUCGACCACUAUCAACUCUCGCCCGCAUCCCUCGCUCCGUCUUGACUCCCUGCCCCCACCGCCCCGGCACCCAAAUCCCUCAUCAGCCAUGACAACACCAAUCGCCGUCGCUGGCGCGCGGGGCGCAAUUGGUCCUACAUGGAUGAGCAGACAAGACUCCGAUUACCUAGGAGACGCGGAUGAUGAGGAUGGAGAUGGCGGGGCAGUCGGGUUCAUGUCAGAGGACGACUCGCUUGCUCCGAGGAGCCCGCAUUCGGUCCAGACUGGCUCGGUCAGCGCAAAAAGCACAGACGACGAUGCUGCGACCACGGACGAUGAUGUCAGUGACGAAGGGACCGCCUCGCCCUAUGAUGGGGAUGUGGAGUUCUCUGCACGCACGCCGGUCUCCCAGCAGAUAUCUGCGGCCCACAUGGGAGGCAACGGUGGUUUCCUCGCUCAAGCCGCAUCGGUCGCUGCGGCUCAUGCUACCGCCGCCACGCCGCCCGCUACCCAAGCUGGGUCUUCCCGUCCGUCUACGGCGCGUCGCCAGGUGGAGGAUGCGCCGGUGCGGACCUUUCAGAUGGAAGUUGGGGCUACGCAUCAAACGAUUGCAGAGGGCACCGCGACACCUCGUGGUGCGGAGGACGGCGCCAGCUUCAACCCUGCUCAAGCCGUGGCUAGAGCCUCUGAUGCGCCCAUGGCCAAGGCUGGUAAUGAAGGGACCUCAGCGGAAGCUCUCCGCACGAGGAUCGUCACGCUGAACAAGUCAAGUGCGGUCAUCUCGCGGCUGCAGCAGUCAAGCCCCACUGCCACAAUCCGCGUCUACGUGGGCGCACCGGCCAAUGGUCUCUUCAGUCGAAUCGACCUCCUCACGCUCGAUACGGCUAUGCUGCGCGUCGCUAAGCUGGGAGUGGCAGCUACCGCCGGCAACGGGAUUGAGGUGCAAGUUGUUGCAGGGAUCUCAUCGGAUGACGAUGCAAGCGAGGGAGGAGGCCUUGCCCUGCCGGCUGCUCAGCGUGCUGCGCUGGCUCGAGGGUGCAGGUGGGUCGAUGAGGUAAUGGAAGGAGUGCCUCGGGCUGCUGGAGAAGGAGGGGCGGACGAGGCACCGAUGAGACAGCGCCUGAUCGACCAGAUUGCUGCGGGAGCCGGUGGGCAGUCCAUUGUUCUACUGGCGCACUUUGUUGAUGCUGAUCCGGUCACGAGCGAUGCUGAGCCGGAGUGGCAGAUCAGGCUGCCCAUGCCCAAGAGCGGGUAAGCAACGUUCUACGGAGUCGCAGCGCGGUGUAGUCUUUCCUGCGUCGACUGUGACUUUAGGGAGGUCAGGCUACGAGAGCCUUUCGAUUUCUCGACGAAUCAUCGACAGCUCAAUCUAAUCACACGUUCCCGCGCAAGCUCCCAAUCGCUGUGCUCGUUUGAACUCUGGUAUUGUAUUAUCUUGGCUCCAUUACUCAACGCUCAGCAGUACUUCUUCUCAGCAUCACCGCCCAUCGAUCCCCUCCUCUUUAGCCCAAUCUCUCAGCUGCCUCUUCAACACUUUUCCAGCAUCGCUCUUUGGCAGGUCCUUGACCCACGUAGCUCCACCGAGGUACUUGUACUUGGCCAAUUUCCCACUUUCGUUCACCCGUUGAGCCACCUCUUUCGCAU